Messenger RNA from Medioppia subpectinata, 373 nucleotides. The record is from the annotation of a GenBank genome assembly. Lineage: Eukaryota; Metazoa; Arthropoda; Arachnida; Sarcoptiformes; Oppiidae.
AUGCUUGAUUUGGUUCGUCCGCAACAAACUGGAAGAAUCUCGUUAUCGGAUCUGAAGAGAUGUCGAUUGACGCCCAUAUUCUUCGACACGUUCUUCAAUUUGGAGAAAUACUUAGAUCACGAACAGAGGGAUCCGUUCGCCUCCAACCGCGACGAAGACGGCCUAACAAUGUCUGAUUGGGACCGAUUCGCCGCCGAAGAGUAUGAGCUCUUAGUGGCCGAAGAAAGUGCACAACAAAACACCCAAAAGUAAAUUUAUGAGAAAUAUUAGGCGAAAAUUCAUUUUUAAAAACAACAAAACACUAAACGAGAAAAAACCUCUAAAAUUCUCAUAAAUAAGUAAAUAAUAAUUUUAAUUUCAAAGACAUUUUAGG